AUGUAUUCUUUAUUUUUCAGGGAGAAAAGGAAAACUGUGCUGGUGCAUAGGCGAUUCGAAAUUGCGAGGAAUGUUUCAUCUCUUCCGCGGAAUAAAAAGGAGCUCGAGAGGUUAUAUACUGCUAAACUGGCUUUUCAGUUCCAUUUGCAUAUUUAUCCAAAAGGUCAUUAUAUCCCACACAUUGAAAAAUGGUUUCGAGAGCCAGAAAAUUUUACUACUGCAACGGUUGCUGAGGAACACGAGUACUUGAAUGCCGAUUGGGAGCCACAGUUUGUUGCAGACGAAUCGGUACCACUGCACGAUGAGCGUUUCCCUCUGCGAAUGCGAUCGAAUACACAUUUGGGCAGCUUAUUGUGCCGAAAAGGAUACACUUUCACAGUAGUCAACGACUUAUUCUCGGUGCACUGGGACAUCAAAAGAAAAGAACCCAAAGAAAAUGUGUACUUGAAAAGAGCUGCUGUGCGAAACGGAUAUCGACAGACUGUGAAAUCCUUUCGUGCGAUGCUGGAUAUGUUAUACCCGGAAACCAAGGAUAAAUGUCCAUUUCCGAAACUGAAUUAG
Gongylonema pulchrum is the source of this 561-nucleotide messenger RNA. The record is from the annotation of a GenBank genome assembly. NCBI's taxonomy places the organism in Eukaryota, Metazoa, Nematoda, Chromadorea, Rhabditida, Gongylonematidae.